AUGGAGAGGAACCUCCGAAGCAUUUUUCAUGCAGUUGGAACAGAGGAUCAACUGAAGCGAUCAAACGACAUGUUGCUUGACAUUUCAGCCAAGAUUACUUCCAGGGCGGUGCUUCUUCUCCAUCAUUCUCGUUCAGAAAGUGUCUUCCUUCAAGGUUGGCAAAUUCUCAUACUCUCUGGCAUAAACACUAUCAUCUCAGAGAAAACCAUUCUCGACCAUAACAACUUCUGGGCAACAUUUCCUCUCCAUUUCACCAUCGGUUUCCUCCGCUUUUGUCUCUCAGCCAUUCUCAUAUACCGGCGUGAGAGAGUGUUCAUCAAUAGAAUCAUACCGUUUCAGGAAUCACGAUCAUGUCGACUGACAUCAACCAAGAAACAUGUGAUCGAUAUCUAG
Eruca vesicaria subsp. sativa (arugula) is the source of this 393-nucleotide messenger RNA. Lineage: Eukaryota; Viridiplantae; Streptophyta; Magnoliopsida; Brassicales; Brassicaceae. The record is from the annotation of a GenBank genome assembly.